Molecule: messenger RNA, 1817 nt
Organism: Phyllopteryx taeniolatus (common seadragon)
Lineage: Eukaryota; Metazoa; Chordata; Actinopteri; Syngnathiformes; Syngnathidae
Gene: neil3
Product: nei-like DNA glycosylase 3
Exons: 10
Coding region: 116-1693 (525 amino acids)
Biological process (GO): base-excision repair
Cellular component (GO): nucleus
Molecular function (GO): DNA-(apurinic or apyrimidinic site) endonuclease activity; zinc ion binding; DNA N-glycosylase activity
Source: RefSeq, a predicted model, not a curated record
GGAAACAAAACCUACUGCGCAUGCGUCACUUUGAAUCGGUGGCUACCACCGCCCUUGCGUGCAAUUAGUGUUUAAUUCGUAAAACAAUUAAAAAAAAAAAAAAAAAAAAUCAAAGAUGGUUGAAGGUCCGGGAUGUACAUUAAACGGCGAGAAGAUCCGUUCGAAGGUCCAGAAAGGACAAAGAGUGAAAGAGAUGCGAGGCAGCAUGCUCACGACGGAAGGAAACGACCAGGAGAGAAACAACGUUAUCCAAAGGCUGAAAGGGUGUCAGUACACCGGCGUAGACACGCUGGGGAAGGAGCUUUUUUUGUAUUUUGGACCUAAAGCGUUGAGAGUCCACUUUGGCAUGAACGGCUCUAUGCGAAUCAACAGCGCAGAGAGGAAACAUGGCGGUGGGGGCUCCUCCGUCCCAGUGCUUGAAAUCCACCUGACCACGGACACCGUGUGCUUCUUCGGCAGCACGGUGGAAAUGAGGUUGAGUGACGACUGCGAGCAGCGUGUGCGUGCUCUUCAGGCCCUGGACGUGUGCUCGCCGGCGUUCAAGCCCUCACGCUCGGCCGAGGCGGCGAGGCGCCACGGCGGCAGGAUGCUCUGCGACGUCCUCCUCGAUCAGGCCGUCAUGCCGGGAGUGGGCAACAUCAUUAAAAAUGAAGCUCUGUUCGACGCGGGCCUACACCCAGCCGUGAAGGUGGAGCAGCUGUCGGACGAGCAGCUUCAUCACUUGGUGAAGAUGACGCGCGAUUUCACGCUUCUCUUUUACAAGUGUCGCAAGUCUGGCUCUGCGCUCUACACACACUACAAAGUCUACAAGCGUCCCCGGUGCGGCCGGUGUUCAGCCGCUAUCACCGUAUGUCGUCUCGGCGACAACGGCAGGAUGACGUACUUCUGCGAACGCUGUCAGAAGCGUGACGCUGGCAACGUCCAUGUCAGUCAACUUCCUGUCAGGAACACCCUGAUUAGCUGGGCAAGCAGCGGGGGAGCCGCUAAGGAGAACGUGGCGAAGAGGGAGGAAGCGGACUGGCCUUGUCACCUGUGCACCCUCCUCAACCGGCCCGCUGCCAAAAGCUGCAAUGCCUGCCUCACUCCCAGAGCUCCGGUCCACAAGGAAGACGCCUCUCUGCCCUCCUCCACCGAUCUGGUGCGAUACCCCUGCACCGCCUUCACGAAACCCCGAGAGGAGCGCAAACUCAACUGGCGCUCCGCUUUCGGAACGUCUACCCUGCUUUUCUCCGACUUGAACGUGGCGCCCGAGCCGUCUCGCGGGGGAACGCCGGCCUCGUCCAGUCAGCCACGCAAGAAAAUGAGAAUUGAUGGCGGUCCCUCUAACAAGUUGGGUGCGCACACAACAGCUGGUGAGAAGCCCGGCUCCUCCGGCCCCUCCGCCUCACCCUUGUGUGCGUGGCACUGUCGCCCGGCCGUCCUGCGAGUGGUUCAAAAGGACGGCGACAAUAAAGGACGACGGUUUUACGCCUGCUCGCUGCCCCGGGAGGCAAAGUGCGACUUCUUUGAGUGGGCCGACUUGCACUUUCCCUCCUGUCACCACGGCAAACGAUGCGUGAUGAGGACCGUGCUCAAGCUGGGACCCAACAACGGCCGCGACUUCUACACCUGCGGCUCCCGAAAGGGUAAACAGUGCGAUUAUUUCCAGUGGGUGCAGGGCGGACCUGGCGUUUCUAUCCUGCCGGGAUGCUAGCGACCAUUUAGGACUAAAAUCAUGUUUAAAAAAACACAUUGGCGUGCUUGCCAAUCACGAGUGUGUAUUUACAUAAUUAAUAUUAUUAGUUGUUUUUAUGUAUUUAUUAAAGACUCCAAACAAA